Molecule: messenger RNA, 1794 nt
Organism: Eucalyptus grandis
Lineage: Eukaryota; Viridiplantae; Streptophyta; Magnoliopsida; Myrtales; Myrtaceae
Product: zinc finger protein CONSTANS-LIKE 16
Biological process (GO): regulation of DNA-templated transcription
Cellular component (GO): nucleus
Molecular function (GO): zinc ion binding; protein binding
Source: RefSeq, a predicted model, not a curated record
UUAUUGCAUGAGCCCGGCCGUGAUGAUCCCCACAAGAACGCGGCGAAUGCCUUCAGCGGCAAGACCGCGCGGGCCUGCGACAACUGCAUCCAGCGGCGGGCUCGAUGGUACUGCGCCGCCGACGACGCCUUCCUCUGCCAGUCCUGCGACCGCUCCGUCCACUCGGCCACCCUGGCCCGCCGCCACGAGAGGGUCCGCCUGAAGACGGCCGCCACCCCGCAGAAGCACCUCGGCGAGUUCUCCUCGCACCACAGGAAGAAGCCGUCGUCGUGGCACCGCGGCUUCACCAAGAAGCCGCGGACGCCCCGCGGCGCGAAGUCCGCGCUCCACCGGGCGACCAAGCCGGAGAACGCGGCCCGGAACCCGUUCCCCGUGGUUCCCGAAGUCGGUGGAGACGAGACGUCGAACGAGGAGAGCGAGGAGCAUCUUCUCUAUCGGGUUCCGGCUUAUGAUCCUUUCGUCGCGGAAAUGUGCACGUCGAAAGGAGCUGAGGCGACUGCGUUUUCCGCUGAGCCAGAAACUGUCGCGGCCUUCGACGGAUCAGGCGACGGCGACAACCGAAGCAAAGGGUUGACCGACGAAGUGGAGAAUUUGCAGGAGUUUCUCCCGUCGGACGCGGACCUCGCGGAAUUCGCGGCCGAUGUCGAGAGCCUUCUCGGUCGAGCGCUCGAUACGGAGUCCUUCGGGAUAGAAGGACUAGGUUUUGUAGAUUGUAAGGAGCGAGACGAUAACUCGAUGGACUGUUCCUUAGGUAGCGGCGGAGCGAUUAAAGUCGAAGAGAAGGAGGGUGUCGCGGAGGUCGUCGUGGAAUUGGGCCACGACGACAUGGAGAUGGAUGUGAGCAAGGAGACAUUCGAGCUGAAUUUCGACUACGAUUCUCCGACAACGUGCGGCGAUGAAGAAGAAGAAGCGAAGGUGAUCGUCGAACUGGAAGGGGAAAAGAAUGUGGAGAAUUGCGGCGCAGAUGAGGGGACUAACAUUAGUAGCGAAGAGAGGAAGAAGAAGAAGAAGAGGGAGAUUUUCUUGAGGCUCGAUUACGAGGCAGUGAUAUCGGCAUGGGCUGGCCAGGGUUCGCCGUGGACCACCGGAGAACGGCCGGACUUCAGCCCCGACAACUGCUGGCCCGACUUCAUGGGCAUGUCCGGCUUGGAAUUUCAAAACCUCUACGGCGAAGCUGGAGUGCACGGGGGACACGUGGGCAUGGGUGACGCGGGGCGGGAGGCGAAGGUGUCGAGGUACAGGGAGAAGCGGAGGACGAGGCUGUUCUCCAAGAAGAUCCGGUACGAGGUCCGCAAGCUGAACGCCGAGAAGAGGCCUCGAAUGAAAGGGAGGUUCGUGAAGAGGGCUUCGUCUGCAUCGUCAUCAGCGCCUGCUUUUCCUCUGCUCAAUAAAUGAAACUCUCUCCGUCGAUCAUCAGUGAAGCUACCUGGUCAUGGAAUAGCCAAUGACCUGACAGUAAAGUGACGCCCUGUUAGAAGCUAGCUUCUGGGUCCAGCCAAGUUUGCUUAUCUAAAUACACGUCCACUUCGUGGAGACCUGGGGGUAGCUAGAGUUCUGUGUUAAUCCAAUAAAAACCCGAAGCUAAGAAGCUCUCUCUUUUUGGUCUGGCCUCAGUUUUGUCUCCGGAAAGACGAGUAGCUUUUGUUCUUUUGCUCUUUUUGUACAUACAAUUGAAAGAAAGGCUAAAGGUCAAAAUGCUCCCAUUGUUUUAGGGUUGGAAGCAUUGAAUGGCUUGGAUGAUUAUGGAGGGAAAGCUGGCAAAAGAAUGUAAAAGGUUAUUUUUUUUUAUUUUUU